Molecule: messenger RNA, 2554 nt
Organism: Paramisgurnus dabryanus
Lineage: Eukaryota; Metazoa; Chordata; Actinopteri; Cypriniformes; Cobitidae
Source: RefSeq, a predicted model, not a curated record
AUGGCGAAGAUUUGUACAGAGCAGUCCUACCCAUCCCGGCAACAUCUCUCGGUUCGAGCCUCUGACGAUGAACUGAAUCAGACUGAAAAUGGUGCAAGCAGGGCACAUUCUCUUUGUGAGGACACCUCCUCUGACAUGCAGGGAAUUAUUUCUACUGGAACUAGCCAGUUUCAGGAGUCCAGGAGAAGUUCCUUCACAGGUUCGGGGGCUAUGGCAAGGCUCACUCAAUUCCUGGUUAUGCUGCGGAACUGGGCAUCUCACAGGCUUCACAGAGAGGUCGAGCGUCCCGACUCCUUCUUGGAGCGAUUUCGUGGACCAGACCUCAAAGACUUGUCUAGCCGUGGGAGUAACGCCCGUUCCUCUAUAGGUCUUCCUGACAGACCUCGUAAGACGAAAAAAGACAAACACUGGCCUAUGGCAACUUACAAUAUGAACAACUGCAACAAUACAGAUGAAGUAGCUGUUAAAAAAUGUAAUCACAUAAAAACAAUUAAAAACAUUACCUUCAGCAAAAAGGAGGAGAAAAAGGAGGAAAUAAAAAAGGAUGGAGACAAGGAAGAGAAAAAAGAGGAGAAAAAAGAUGAAAAUAAAGAUGAGAAAAAGGAGGAGAAAAAAGAUGAAAAGAAAGAUGAUAAGAAAGAUGAUAAAAAGAAAGAUGCUCCUCCCCCACCGAAGGAAGUUUGGAUCAUGGACCCCUCCUCAGACAAAUAUUACAGAUGGUUGUCUAUCAUAGCAGCGCCAGUUUUCUACAACCUCAUUAUGUUGGUAACAAGGGCGUGUUUCAAUGAGCUUCAGAACUCAUAUACAGUGCUUUGGAUCAUCCUGGACUACGGCUCAGAUGUGAUCUACUACAUGGACACGUUCGUUCGAUCAAGAACAGGUUUUUUGGAGCAGGGCCUUCUUGUUAAAGAUGGCAAGAAGCUGGUGGAUCAUUACAAAAAAAUCCCACAGUUCAAAUACGACAUGAUUUCAAUGAUUCCCACCGAUUUAUUAAUGUUUAAAGUGGGAUUUAACAAUCCCGAGCUUCGUUUCAAUCGUCUCUUCAAAAUGGCACGUCUCUUUGAGUUCUUCGACCGCACGGAAACCAGAACAAACUAUCCGAACAUUUUCCGUAUCAGCAACCUCGUGCUUUACAUCCUCAUUAUUAUUCACUGGAACGCUUGCAUUUUCUUUGCCAUUUCCAAAACCAUCGGCUUUGGGACAGACACGUGGGUAUAUCCGAACAUAAGCCACCCUGAAUAUGGCCGCCUGGCCAGAAAAUACAUCUACUGUCUAUAUUGGUCCACUCUCACACUUACCACCAUUGGAGAAACUCCUCCACCCGUUAAAGAUCUCGAAUAUUUGUUCGUCGUUGCCGACUUCCUCAUCGGAGUGUUGAUAUUCGCCACCAUCGUCGGUAACGUCGGUGCAAUGAUUUCCAACAUGAACGCUUCCCGUGCCGAGUUUCAGGCCAAGAUCGACUCUAUCAAGCAAUAUAUGCAGUUUCGUAAGGUCAGCAAAGAUCUGGAGGCUCGGGUCAUCAAAUGGUUCGAUUACCUCUGGACGGAGAAGAAGACUUGCGAUGAGAAGGAAGUCUUGAAGAACCUUCCGGACAAGCUCAAAGCCGAGAUUGCCAUCAACGUCCAUUUGGACACGCUGAAAAAGGUGCGAAUCUUCCAGGAUUGCGAAGCGGGGCUACUUAUCGAGUUAGUGCUUAAGUUACAACCACAGGUCUUCAGUCCUGGAGAUUACAUAUGCAAGAAGGGCGACAUCGGCCGAGAAAUGUACAUCAUCAAAGAAGGAAAGCUUGCCGUAGUGGCCGAUGAUGGUGUUACACAAUUUGUGGUGCUCAGCGACGGUGCAUACUUCGGAGAAAUCAGCAUUCUUGGAAUUAAGGGCAGUAAGGCCGGAAACAGAAGAACGGCAAACAUUCGUAGUGUUGGAUAUUCUGAUCUAUUCGCCCUGUCCAAAGACGACCUCAUGGAAGCAUUGACAGAGUACCCAGAUGCCAAAAAAGCCCUGGAGGAGAAAGGAAAGUCCAUCCUGAGGAAAGACAAUCUUCUCGAUGAGGCGGUGGCGAGCGCAGGCGCUGAUCCCAAAGAUCUAGAAGAGAAGGUUCACCGCUUAGAGGGAAGCCUCGAUGUGAUGACUACCAAAUUUGCCAAGCUUAUGGCAGAGUACACAACUUACCAGAGCAAGAUCAAGCAGAGGAUCACCAACAUGGAGAACAAAGUUAAAAAACUGCACGCAGAAGAGCUGUCUGAGGUGGUCGAGGACAAAAAAGAUGAGGACAAGACGACAAAAUAAUUUUCUGAUUCAUGUACAUAUUUCUUAUAGUGCAUUACUUUUAAAAUGUUUAUACUUAAAUUUUUAUGAUGAUGCUGUAUUAUUUGCCAUAUUUGUUAAAAAAUAUUUUAACAUUAUAUUUAUUCAACAGCUCAAAUCAUAAAUUAGACACAGUGAAAGACUUUUGAUUCUUAAUCUCCCCUUAAAGGGAAAGUACCACUUAUAUCUACUGCAUAAAUGGGUGAUUCUCCCGAAAACCAGAUUUAGAAGGUAUCCAGCAUCAGAAUUU